Molecule: messenger RNA, 1224 nt
Organism: Erythranthe guttata (spotted monkey flower)
Lineage: Eukaryota; Viridiplantae; Streptophyta; Magnoliopsida; Lamiales; Phrymaceae
Product: Methyltransferase family protein
Source: RefSeq, a predicted model, not a curated record
CUUCUUCUUCGGUUUGAAGACAACAAAAAUCAAUGAGCAGCAAAGAUUGGGAAGCAGAAAAUUAUUACUCCAAAGACUUCGAUUGGGAGCAGUUGAGAGAGGAAGUCGAAAACAAUCCCUCUUUUCAAUUUCACUUUCUCCCUUUUUCUCCGAAUCAAAUCGCCGAUCAAGAUGCAGAAGAAGAAGCCCAUCAAGAAGAUUCCCAAGCGUGGGAUCAAUUUCAUGCUCGUCAUUCCACCGGCAAAUUCUUCAAGGAGAGGCGAUACUUGUUGAAGGAAUUUCCGGAGCUAGCGUCUUGCGAGAAAAAUUCAAAGGUCUUGGAGGUAGGAUGUGGUAAUGGCAGCACGGCUCUACCAAUAUUGCGUGGACGAGAGGACAUCAUCUUGUACGCAUGCGACUGCAGCAACGAGGCUCUUGAGAGGGCUAAACAUAUAGUUAGUGCUGCUAAUUCAAUAUCCACUAUACAUCGUUUUCACCCAUUCCUAUGUGAUUUUUCAACAACCGGGUUUCCUUCAUUGUUGUCCUGCAAUAACUGCUCACGAGAUUUCUCGCAGAAGCGUUCCUCAGGAUUUUCCGGUGUGAACAGCAGUUACGAGAUAAACGACGUUAAUCCAGUCUGCCCCGACGAAACGAAAUGCUGCAUAGGUGGAACAGAUUUUGUUACCUUGAUAUUCACUUUAUCGGCCUUACCACUUGACAGGAUGCCUAAGGCCAUUAAACACUGUUUUGAUGUUCUAAAGCCAGGUGGCCUCCUAUUAUUCAGAGACUAUGGUCUUUAUGACAUGACCAUGCUUCGAUUUGGGCCUGAUCGAAGAAUGGGAUAUAGAGAAUAUUUGCGGCCAGAUAGAACACGGUCCUUUUUCUUUUGCUUGGACACUGUUCGAAGCUUAGCUUCUGCUGCCGGCUUCACUGAGAUGGAGCUAGAAUAUUGCUGUGUGAAGUCCGUAAAUCGGCGAAAUGGGAAGAUAAUGAAAAGAGUAUGGGUUCAUGGCAAGUUUCAGAAGCCCACUUGUACCUGAUUGCAGCCAACUGUUUCGAAGCAAGAACAAAUUCUUCAAUUAUGCUUUCAAAUAUCUUCAUAUAGUUCGGACUAACAAAAUUCUAUUAAUCUAGCGAAAUAUUAAAUUAUCAAGACAAUUAUUUAGCAUGUUGUCUCUAAGUCGAGACCAGAGAAAACUUAUUAUUUUAACGAAAUUAUUAAUUUAUGGAUGUUUUAUUAUAUCU